Phytophthora infestans T30-4 is the source of this 2499-nucleotide messenger RNA. RefSeq names its product ATP-binding Cassette (ABC) Superfamily. The record is from RefSeq and is a predicted model, not a curated record. Gene Ontology annotation, molecular function: ATP hydrolysis activity; ABC-type transporter activity; ATP binding. The coding region runs from base 1 to 2499 and encodes 832 amino acids. Gene Ontology annotation, cellular component: membrane. NCBI's taxonomy places the organism in Eukaryota, Oomycota, Peronosporomycetes, Peronosporales, Peronosporaceae. Gene Ontology annotation, biological process: transmembrane transport. The transcript is spliced from 3 exons.
AUGAUCUCACUGGGAUCUCGACAAGUUCUGGAGCUUGACGACAUGUGGCCCGUGUGUCCCUCGGACGCCUGCGAGUCUCUCGAAACACGACACUAUGAACCUCAUCGAUCGCACAUUUUCGGACUCUCGCCCGUGUUUGUGGCGUACAUGAAGACGUUCCAAGUGCAGAUCACGAUUGUGUUCAUGGGCUGCGUCGUGUACGUGCUGGCUUUAGGGCUACAAACAUACGUGACGAAAGCGCUACUGGAGUUCUUGAACGGCGAGAAGAAUGGGUUCGGUAUUGAAGAUGGCUACUGGCUUGUAGCCAUGAUGACCGCUAGCUCUCUUGUGGCCGUGUGUGCGUUAAAUUAUCUUUUCUUUGUGGCGUCGCGGAUUGGAACGAAUAUGCGCUCGCUGACAAUGUCGCUAGUGUAUGAGAAGGCGUUAAAACUCUCCAGUGCGGCGAGACAGGAGUAUACAACCGGAGAGAUCUUGACGCUGAUGAGUGUGGAUACAGAGCGUGUAUUUACUGCAAUAGUACAAGGUCCAUGGCUCGUUAUGGGGCCGUUAGCGUUUAUGGUGUCGUGUGUCCUGAUUGGGUUCCUAUUUGAUCGCUAUUCGGCGCUCGCUGGUGCAGCGGUUCUAACUGCAGUUAUGGUGAUCUCUAUUCAACAAGGAGACCGCAUCGCUGAACUGCAGCGGAGGUUGCUAACAGUUAUCGAUGAACGUGUUAAAGUUACGUCGGGGACGUUACAAGGUAUCCGCGUUAUGAAGUUGUACGCGUGGGAGGAUUCUCUAGCACAACGUGUGGAGAAACUGCGAGUGAAAGAAGUGAGUUUGUUACGGAAGUUCCAUUCGUACCAGGUCGUCAAUACGGUGAUGCUCUUCAUCACGCCGACGUUCCUCUCUGGCGCUACGUUGGGUGUGUACGUGUUAAUUAACCACACCAUAACGGUAGUGGAGGCGUUCACUCUCGUCGCAAUGGUUAACAUCAGUCGAGCUGCACUUAACCAGCUCCCGCUGGCUAUUGGAGGCUUCUCCAAGGCCAAGAUCGCUUACACUCGCAUCGACGCGUUCCUAUCGAGCAGCGAGGUAUCAUCGAUGCCAUUGCUUCUGGCUGAGGCUAAGCCAGGCUUUCAGCUUCAUGGUGUGAACCUUGAGAUCAAUUGUGGAUCGCUCGUGAUAAUUGUCGGAACGGUAGGAGCUGGGAAGUCCAGUCUCAUUAAUGCGAUCCUCGGUGGAAUGCCGCGUACGUCUGGUAUGCUCGAAAUUGGUGGGCGCGUGGCUUAUGUUAGUCAAGACACGUGGAUCCGCAACGCAACUCUGCGUGACAACAUUCUCUUCGAGCAAGAAUACGAUGUCGAACGCUACGCACAGGUCCUCGAAGCUUCGCAACUGGCAAUGGACUUGAAGGCUCUACCCAACGGAGACUCGACGGAGAUUGGUGAGCGUGGCAUCAACUUGAGUGGCGGUCAGAAGGCUCGAGUGGCGAUCGCUCGAGCGAUGUAUCGAUCAGGGACGGACGUGUUGAUUCUGGACGAUCCGCUGAGUGCUGUGGACCCACACGUAGCACACGCGAUUUUCGACAAGUGCAUCGUUGGUAUGGCAGGUGACCAGACUCGGUUGCUAGUGUUAAACAGCCACUACGAUCUUUUAAAAGAUGCAGAUCUCGUUGUGGUAAUGCGUGACGGUGUGAUCGCCGCGCAAGGAUCGUACCAAGAGGUACUUGCACGAUUCCCGCAAUUAGCAGCGCACACUACCACCAUUAACGAAGAUACUAACGCUUCAGCAACCUCUAUAGACAACGAGACAAUUCGAGCUGACUCAAUCAUCAGCGACACCCCCAGCCAACGCAACAGCGUGAAGGCAGAAGUCACGGAGACGCAGGACAAAGCUGGGCGGCUAAUUCGGGCUGAAGACCGCGUGAAAGGCAAAGUAGGUGGACGUGUGUACAAGACGUACUUCGACGAGACGGGAUUCGACGGAUUGGCCGUCAUCUUCGUGGUCGUCGUUGCGUAUUGUGCGGGUCAGGCUGCCCGCACGGUGGUUGACUGGUGGCCAGGACAUUGGGCUCGCAACAUGCCUCGUCGAGGUGUGGACUUAACGUACUCCAACACAAUGUUCGGCAUGUGGUAUCUCGGGUUUCUCGUGCUGUGUACAGCACUCUCUUUCGGUCGUGCGCUGAUGAUCAUCGAGUCGUGUGUUCGAUCGUCACAAAACAUGCACGACGAGCUGUUUCGACGCGUGUUAAAAGCUCCAGUAACACGAUACUUCGACGUGACGCCUAUGGGUCAAAUACUCAAUCGCUUCUCGAACGACUUGGACCAAAUGGACUCAAUUCUCCCUCAGAAAUACCAAUUACUCCUUCAAAACGCGUCCUUGGCUUUCGGUGCGCUUAUCGUCUCGGCGUUUGCGUCGUACUGGAUUGGCGUCGUGUAUAUCCCAAUCUUCUUAGGCAUCACACGAACGCCCGUGUACAAUCUCUUCAGCGAAACCCUGUCGGGCCUCGAUACGAUUUGA